Lagopus leucura (white-tailed ptarmigan) is the source of this 4591-nucleotide messenger RNA. RefSeq names its product mitogen-activated protein kinase kinase kinase 3-like. Gene Ontology annotation, biological process: protein phosphorylation. Lineage: Eukaryota; Metazoa; Chordata; Aves; Galliformes; Phasianidae. Gene Ontology annotation, molecular function: protein binding; ATP binding; protein kinase activity. The coding region runs from base 1059 to 2924 and encodes 621 amino acids. The transcript is spliced from 17 exons. The record is from RefSeq and is a predicted model, not a curated record.
ACACAUCUGCAGCGCAAGAAUUCAUUGCACACAUCCCUGAAGGGCAGGAGCCAAAACAUUUCCAAUGUGCCAAGUUACCGGAUUGUUAUUAAGCUGUCAGAGUUACAGGGAAGGUGCAGGGAAAGGCAACCUCCUUCCCCAGGCCAGGUGGCUUAGCAUAGACUUAGGCUGCUUCCCAAAGUAAUGAGGCAAGCGGGAGUCAGAGGUUCCUUCCAGCAACAGCUCGGUCCCCCUGGAUGCCUCCCCGUAAGCUGCACAAAUAUUCUGCGGAGGGAGAGGGAAAAGAGUGAAACCUAUUCAGUUACAUCAAGCUCACGACUGGCCUAGUAAAAUCAUUUAUGGAGUGAGGGAACCCGGAGCGCUUUGGGCUGGAGCCAUCUGCUGUUAUUUGGUACACAGAAUCGGUUUCUAUGGAUUUUAUUAAUAGGUCACGCGAUUGUGUGCGAGGAUGUGAGAUGUGAAUCUCUCCAGAGGGGUCCCUGCCUGGGGCUCCUAUUGCCUUCACAGGCAGCAGCUCCAGCUUUCUGGCAGCCCUGAAAGCCUCAAGGGGAAUGGCUCUGCUGCUAGGAUUCUGCCUGCAUUUCUGCUUGCAUGUCUCUCUCGCCACCAAAAUUUCAAGCUGACUUUCUUCCUGUUCUUCUCUGCAGCACGUUUUCUCAAUGUGGAAAUAGGGAAAUAAUCAGAGAAGUGCUCCUGCUUCCUUUCUCCGCUGUCUGCAAAAUUCUCUUUCUUUCUACCCAGUGGGAUUCCUAGUGCAGACCUCAGGCCCCACUUGCACUGGCUUUGGAGUCCACGUUGUGUGCUGGCCCUUACGGUGUGAAUUUUGUUUUUCAGCCACUUUGGCCUCCCCUCAGAUGGAUCCAAAGGGAUGUGCUGCACCAAGGAUGCUCAAGGCAGGCACUUGUGGGUCACCGCAUCCCAGAAGCUGCUCCACCUCCCACAGGGGCUACCAAGGAAGCUCUGAGCUGCUCUGUGACAACAGGGUGGAUGCUUGAAAGUGGAGGAUAAGGUACAAGUGCCUGGGACCGGUGGAAUGGAGGCCUGAUGUAGAUGGAAAGAUGGAUGAAGAAGAAGCUCUGAACUCUAUUAUGAAGGAUUUGGCAGCAUUGGGCAAAUGUGGGGGAUUGCUGGACAACAACAGGAAUAAAAACUGUGUCUACUCCAGCAAACAGCAGCGAAAUGUCAGGAUCAAGUUUGAAUAUGAAGGAGAGAAAAGGAUCAUCCAGUUUCCAAGACCAGUCAAAUUCAAAGAAGUGGUGCAGAAAGUCACGGAUGCUUUUGGACAGACGAUGGACUUAGUCUGCAUGAGCAAUGAGCUCCUGAUCCCACUGAAAUCCCAGGAAGACUUGGACAAAGCGAUGGAACAGUUGGAGCUGAGCCCUUCCCUGAAGAGCCUGCGGAUCCUUGUGAGCGCUCCAAAGAAAGCGAAUCUCCUCCAGCCAAACAACAGCAAGCAGCAUGAAAUGAGGAUCUCCAGAUCCAUGGGAGAUAUCAUGGGAUCCCUGUACAAGGACUCUGAGAGGACACGAAAGUAUUCUACAGGCUCUCUGCACACUGGCCGGAGCUCUCCACCCCCAGGGAGUGUUCCUGAGGAGCAGCAGCAGAUUGCUCGCCAGGGCUCCUACACCAGCAUCAACAGCGAGGGCGAGUUCAUCCCCGAGACCAUGGAUCAAAAUAUGCUUGAAGCUUUCAUCAGCCCCGAUGGGUCGAUGUCUGGGAGCUGCCAGUCUCUAGACAGGUCUGUGGACAGCCCUCCCUUUACACAAACCCCUGUUCCUGGAAGGAAGAGUCAUCCCAAAGACGGUCUUGAUUGCAUGGAUUUUGACAUCCCAAUCUGUGAGAGGUUUGGGAAGGGGGGGACCUUCCCGAGGCAGUACCACCUCUCCCAAAGUCGCAAGGACUACAGCGAUGGCCGGAGGACUUUCCCCAGGAGUUACUUCCCGCAGGAAAACCUUUUCCAGCUUGUCCCUUCCAGCCGGACCAAGAGCUUUACUGGGGACAGCAAGCUCAGCACUUUGCAGUACGAUGAGUACAGGCCUAAAUGGUGGAACAAUUGUGAAAAGGGUCUGCAGGUCUUUAGCACCUCCCCUACCAAAGCUCGGAACUCCCUGCAGGCACCUGUGAACUGGAGGCUGGGGAAACUGCUUGGAAGAGGAGCUUUUGGGGAAGUUUAUCUCUGCUAUGAUGCUGACACUGGUCGUGAGCUGUCGGUGAAGCAAGUGCCAUUUGAUCCUGACAGUCAGGAGACAAGUAAGGAGGUGAAUGCCUUGGAGUGUGAGAUUCAGCUGCUGAAGACGCUCCGUCAUGACAGGAUAGUGCAGUACUACGGGUGUCUGCGGGAUCCAGAGGAGAGGAAGCUAUCAAUCUUUGUUGAAUACAUGCCAGGGGGCUCCAUAAAGGACCAGCUCAAAGCAUACGGUGCUCUGACUGAGAACGUCACUCGGAAGUACACCAGGCAGAUCCUGCAGGGAGUCUUCUACUUACACAGCAAUAUGAUUGUCCACCGGGACAUUAAAGGUGCCAAUAUUUUGAGAGAUUCUGCUGGAAAUGUGAAACUUGGAGAUUUUGGGGCCAGCAAACGCAUCCAGACCAUCUGCAUGUCUGGGACUGGAAUUAAAUCUGUCACAGGAACACCAUACUGGAUGAGCCCAGAGGUUAUCAGUGGAGAAGGAUAUGGAAGGAAAGCUGAUGUGUGGAGCGUGGCCUGCACCGUGGUGGAGAUGCUAACAGAGAAGCCUCCGUGGGCAGAGUUCGAAGCCAUGGCAGCUAUUUUUAAGAUCGCCACCCAGCCGACCAACCCCCAGCUCCCCGAUGGCGUCUCCAGCUCCUGCCGCAACUUCCUCAAGCAGAUCUUUGUGGAGGAAAAGCGAAGGCCAACGGCUGAGGACCUGCUGAGGCACCCCUUCGUCAACUGCGGGCUCUGAGCCCUGGCUGGAAAGUACUGAUGGGAGGGGGGAUGGCCGCCAGAUCCACGGCCCUUUUGCACUCUGCAUUCAGACCUCAGCACUGGGCCAUCCUGGUGGUGGCCCCACAGGUCACUUCUUGCUCGUCACCACCUUGGUGGCUGCUGCCUUGUUGAAUUUUGAAGCCACGCACGGGACAGUCAGAGGCUGGGGACGGUGGCCACCACUGGGAGUGCAGAACAAGAAACUUCCUGGACAUCCCAUUUGUGUCAGCCUCAGAGAGAGCAACUUCCUGCCAUCAGCAGUGCUGCGGGGCAUCCCCGCUCACCGUGUCACUUAUCUCUUGGGAAAAGUGCAUUGGAUUCAUCUGUCCCCCUACCAGCAACCGCAGGACCAGCGCAGAAAGCAGAUGUGCAUCACUGCUCCCCACAGAGAAACACACCAGGCUUCUGCCAGGCUAGAGGAGAUGAUCCUCAGACUGCAGAGUUGGGGGACCCAGGUGUCACAAGGGGGAGGGAACCCGUCUGGAAGCAGCAGCAUCUCCAGCGGUGCGGCGUUCAAUACUGAUCUGUGCCUUAAGCGGUUACAAUCAAGGAGUGAUUUGUGCUCGACUCGGCACAAAGUAUGGAGUCGGGCACAAUUAGCAGCAGCCAUGUUGACAAUGUGCGUGUGUGUGUGUGUGUGUGUGUGUAUGUUUGUGUGUGUGUGUGUGUGUGGAGCUGCAGGAGGGACCCCUAAAAUUAGACAGAGAGGAGCUGCUGGGUGCCCAUCACUCCAAGUGGCAUCAGCCCUGCAGGAGAAAGUUUAAACCACAGUUGGGUUCCGGUCUCUUUGACCAACACUAGUCUGCCGGAAAACCUUCGGGGGGUAAACACAGGGUCCCUGGAAGCCAAUGAGUGUCUCAAGUUCUUGAUAGGACAAGGGGGAAUGGUUUUAAACUAAAGAGGGGAGAUUUAGAUUAGAUAUUAUGGGGGAAUUCUGCAUGAUGAGGGCGGUGAGGCCCUGGCACAGCUACCUGGAGAGCUGUGGGUGCCCCAUCCCUGAUGAUGCUCAAGGCGUGGUUGGAUGGGGCCCUGGGCCGCCUGAUGUGCUGGGGAGGCUCAUGGCUGGGGACUGGAUGGGCUUUAAUGUCCCUUCCAAUCCUUCUAUGAUUGCAUGAUGCCACAACUCUACAAAAUCUGCCCCCUUUGGAAGGCCUGGUCCCCUGGCUCAUGUAUGUAUGUAUGUGUGUGUGUGUCUGUGUAUGUACACAUGUACAUGUAUACAUGCACGUGAGUGUGACUCGCUCCUCAGGUGCCUUUGCCUUUUAAUUUUUUAAAACCCUCGCAGUGUUCUGAUGUACAAACUAGGAAAAGAGAAUGUAAUAUUAUGCCAUGUAAAUUUCUUUUAUAUAUAUAUAUUUUAUUUCGGCCAUAGCGUGUGAGAGCUCUCCGCGCUGUCUCACCGUGUAGCGUAGAGAAACGUUUUCCUUUCGUCGGGAAAAGGCUCCAGUGUGAUAUUGUAUAUCAUCUUUACCGUGUAGCCUAUACAUCUGUAUAAUUCCUUCUUAUUGGGCCAGUUAUCAGUAGGCAACCACUGUACAUAGGGAGAGCUGUGCCAGGGCAUGACGGGGCCUGCAGAGCCCGGAGUGAUCGCCCUGAGCAUCCAGGGCUGGCGGCUGUACCCCAAUAAUGAACCCGUGCGGCUCG